This is a messenger RNA of Rosa chinensis, 1830 nucleotides long. RefSeq names its product zinc finger MYM-type protein 1-like. Bases 1 to 1830 code for a protein of 609 amino acids. The record is from RefSeq and is a predicted model, not a curated record. The transcript is spliced from 2 exons. NCBI's taxonomy places the organism in Eukaryota, Viridiplantae, Streptophyta, Magnoliopsida, Rosales, Rosaceae.
AUGGUGCUCAUGCAACUCAGAUGUGGCCAGAGACGGCCAAUCAGUCCUACCAGAAACCCAGAUUUCAGCGAAGGUGCGAAUGACGUUGUCCGGCUUCAGGUUGGCAGCGAGGCUUCUCGGUUUUCAUCUCCGGCGAAGUCUGAGUCGAACGGUUAUGGCAGUGUGCUGAAGGAGUUACCAGAAUUGGAGGAAGCAAGAUGGCAAGGACUGGUGGCUGUGUACGGUUGCUGGGCUCAUGCCAAUCAUCGAUUCUCUUUGGGUUUGGGUCGGAUGUCCACGCAGAAGACACUUGAUAAGUGGUUUACAAAAAGAAAAACUCCUGAAAACUCCGAAUCUAGUGCUGCCUUACCACAGUCUGAUGUUGAGACUCAAGAGCCUGAAAAUCCUGCUAAAUUUUCAAGAACUGAAAUCAACGAAAUUGAAAUUGAUUCACUAGAACGUGAUCCGGGAAAACGUCCGCAAAUAUGGGAAUAUCAUCCUAAUCUGCAAGAUGAAGUCCGACGUGCUUAUAUUAAACUUGGUCCAUAUCAGCCUUUACUUUCAACAUAUCCGCAAAAAGGAAAGCGAAACCGUAGCUUUCAAUCUUCGUGGUAUCCACUAUUUUCUUCAUGGUUAGAAUAUUCUCCAACUGAAGAUAAAGCUUUUUGUCUACCAUGUUUUCUUUUUAAUAAGCCCACCGGCCAUCCUGGCCACAAAGCUUUCACUAUUGAGGGAUUUCAAAGUUGGAAAAAAGUAAGAGACGGUAAGGGUUGUGCUUUUCUGAGUCAUAUGGGUAAAGAUUCUAACUCUUUUCACAAGAAUGCUGUAAGAGCCUGUGACGACUUGAUGAAGCAACCUCAGCAUAUACAGAAAGUUGUUGCCAAUUAUACUUCAAAACAAAUUGCAGACAACCGUCUACGAGUCAAAACUUCAAUUGAAGCAGUUCGAUGGCUUGCAUUUCAAGGUUGUGCUUUUAGAGGUCACGAUGAAAGUCUUGAUUCAAUCAAUCCUGGUAAUUUCGUGAAACUCUUAGAAUUGUUGGCUUCAUAUAAUGAAAAAGUUGCUGAAGUUAUAUUGCAGAAUGCUCCAAGAAAUGCUUCUUACACAUCCCCAAAGAUUCAAAAACAAAUGUUGCAGGCAUUUUCAGUACAAAUAAAAAAGGCCAUUCGGGAAGAAAUUAAUUAUUCAAAAUUUUGCAUAAUUGUUGAUGAAGCUCGUGAUGAGUCAAAGAAGGAGCAAAUGGCUAUUGUAUUGAGAUUUGUUGACAAAGAUGGUUUUAUUCGGGAGCGCUUCUUUGGGCUUGUUCAUGUCUCAGACACUAAGGCAUCGACAUUGCAAAAGGGAAUAUAUUCAGUGUUAUCUAAUCAUAAUUUAGAUAUCCAAAAUAUCCGAGGCCAAGGAUACGAUGGUGCAAGUAAUAUGCGAGGUGAGUGGAAUGGGCUACAAGCUUUGAUUUUGAAGGAUUGUCCGUAUGCUUACUAUGUUCAUUGUUUAGCACAUAGAUUGCAAUUGGCUUUAGUAGCAGCAUCGAGAGAAGUUAUUCCUAUUCAAAAGUUUUUUACUAAAUUGACUUUUAUUGUCAAUAUUCUUGGUGCUUCAUGCAAGUGUAAUGAUGAAUUUCAAAGUGCUCAAGCAGAAGAGAUUGCAUAUUUGACUUCAAUUGAUGAACUCGAGACUGGAAGAGGACUUAACCAAAUUGGAACCUUGCAGCGUGCUGGAGAUACUCGUUGGAGUUCGCACUUCAGAUCUAUUUCUACUUUGAGACAAAGGUUUAGCCCAACUUGUCAAGUUCUUAUGAACAUAAUUGAGGAAGGGAAGAGUCCUCAAGCAGGAGAUGCGGAUUCUGCUUAA